Messenger RNA from Fraxinus pennsylvanica, 1068 nucleotides. The record is from the annotation of a GenBank genome assembly. NCBI's taxonomy places the organism in Eukaryota, Viridiplantae, Streptophyta, Magnoliopsida, Lamiales, Oleaceae.
AUGCAACUGAUAUCUCCCCAAAUCAAUGUCUCAAAUUUGCCUAAUCUCUCUAUAUUUCAUCAGCCCAUUCGCAUACCCCAUUUCCCAGUUCGAAUUCCCCAUAAUAAAUGCAGCCCAAUAACUGCAACUGCUGCAGUGGUUAAAGGGUCGGGUUUCCUGUCAGCAAUUGGGAGGACAAUCGAAGAGGAAGAGUACAGAAAAGCUAGGGCUGAGGUGAAUAGAAAGGGGUUGGGUUUAGAAGGCUAUUCCGUUGAAGGGUUGUCGAUUGGUGGACAUGAGACGUGUGUUAUUGUUCCUGAAUUGAAGUCUGCUUUUGAUAUUGGGAGGUGCCCUUCUAGAGCUGUUCAGCAGAAUUUCGUGUUUAUUACCCAUGCUCAUCUUGAUCACAUUGGUGGACUUCCAAUGUAUGUAGCAACUCGUGGUUUAUACAGCUUAAGACCUCCAACGGUGGUUGUGCCUCCCUGCAUAAAAGAGGAUGUUGAAAAGCUAUUUGGUAUUCACAGGACCAUGGGUCAAGUGGAACUGAACUUUGAUUUGGUUGCUUUGGAUGUAGGGGAGACGUAUGAAAUGCGGAAUGACCUCGUUGUACGACCAUUUAAAACUCACCAUGUUAUACCCAGCCAGGGUUAUGUUAUUUACUCUGUUAGAAAGAAGCUGAAAAAGCAAUACAUGCAUCUAAAAGGAACGCAAAUUGAGAAACUGAAGAAGUCUGGUGUUGAGAUCACAGAUACAAUCUUGUGCCCCGAGGUAGCCUUCACAGGAGAUACAAUGUCAGAUUUUUUCCUUGAUCCACGAAGUGCUGAUGCCUUGCGCGCAAAAAUUCUUAUAACCGAAGCGACAUUUUUGGAUGAAACUGUCAGUGUUGAGCACGCACGAGACCAUGGCCAUACCCAUCUAUUUGAGAUCAUAGAACAUGCUAAAUGGAUUCGGAAUAAAGCCGUAGUAUUGACUCAUUUCUCAUCCCGCUAUGAUAUUGAGGACAUUCGACAAGCUCAGUUGAAAUUGCAGUCUAAGGUGUCGGCCAAAGUGGUCACUCUAACAGAAGGCUUUAAAUCAAAGUACUCCUAG